UUCUUGCUGUACCCUCGCCAUGGCGUCGUGUCUCUGCUCUCUCAGUAACAGAAAGUGGCCGCCUCUCUGCUGUUGCUGCCGACUCAAAGCUCACAGACUCGCUCGGCGCCUCAAACCGCCAUUUUGGAGUCAGAGAACCGAGAGUCGGCAGCAACGAAGAGAGAGACGAAAAGGGGGACACGGGGCCGAGUGGAUUUCCAUCAUUGAUCAUUAAUCUUGGAAUCAAGAACAAUGGUUUUCCUUACUGAAAAGUAAAAGUUGCUGCCCUGCUGGGCAGAGGUGUCUGUGCUGCAUGGCGUCAGGGCAGGGUGGCCGACUGGAGGCUGGGGCGUCAGGGAGCUCUGGCCUAGCCAAACCUCUCUACCUGCAGCGCUUGGAAAGAUCCCUGAGGUUGGACAGCUUCCUGCGUCAGACUGCUGCCAUCUUUAACGGAGACAUAACCACAAGUGAUGACAGUGAUGACAGCGAUGGUUCAUUGGGGACAGGGCUAGCCAUGGACCCCUCCGUCACUCAGCAUACGGCUACGACCGUGAAGAGUGAGCCAUGUGAGCAAGAGGACUGCUUGUCAGAGGGAAAGCCCCUCAAUGGAAUUCUGCUGCAGGGUAAAGCAGACCAAAAGGCAGAUAAAGCUAGCCUCUACAAUUUCUCCAAGCUGAAGAAGAACCGAAAAUGGCUCAAGAGUAUCCUGUUGAGUGACGACACCACAGACUCGGACACAGACUCAGAUGACUCUGACUUCAGUUUAUCUCGGGAGGAGCUGCACGACAUGCUCAGGCUACAUCGCUACACCAGGCAGCAUCAGAGCAAGUUCCACUCCGACCGAGAGCUUCACCAAUAUCAAUACUACAGCACUGGACUCCUCUCUACUCAUGACCCCUUCUAUGAGCAACAGCGCCACCUACUGGGGCCGAAGAAGAAGAAAAUCAAAGAUGAGAAGAAAUUCAAGGCCAAAUUGAAAAAGGUGAAGAAAAAGAAGAAACGGGGAGAGGGAGAGUUUCUGGAUGAUGGGCGUCCUUAUAUCACCAAGAUCUUCGCAAAGUUUUCCCACGAUGCUCCGCUGCCCAUAGUAAAGAAGAAACAUCUCACCACUGAGCAGCUGAAUGCACGGCGGCGGAAGGUCUGGCUCACCAUCUCUAAGAAGGAGAUUCCCAAGUCUUUCAAGCAGAAGACCUCUGCUAAGAACUUAGUAUUGACCAAUACUAAAAAGUUGGCUCAUCAGUGCAUGAGAGAGGUUCGGCGUGCAGCUAUCCAGGCCCAGAAGAACUGUAAGGAGACGUUGCCCCGGGCUCGCCGGCUCACCAAGGAGAUGAUGCUUUACUGGAAGAAAUACGACAAAGUGGAGAAGGAGCACAGGAAGAGGGCAGAGAAGGAGGCCCUGGAGCAACGGAAACUGGACGAAGAGAUGAGAGAAGCCAAGCGUCAGCAGCGUAAACUGAAUUUCCUCAUCACCCAGACAGAGCUGUAUGCUCAUUUCAUGGGCGGUAAAGCCAGCAUGGGGGGUCCAGAAGGAGGUACGUCUCAGGAGGAAAUUCUGAGCAAGCUGGAAGACUCCGGGGCACACAGACAGAUAGACAUCGGAGGAGGUGUAAUGGUCAACAUGGGACAGGAGGACUAUGAUAGCGAUUACUACAAGUCCCAGGCCUUGAGGAAUGCCAAAGAAGCCUACCAGAUUCAUCAAGAGAGAACGCGGAUGUUUGAUGAGGAGGCUAAGGACAGUCGCUGUGCGUCGCUCCAUUCAGCAGUGGGCCCAUCCUCAGGCGCCGGCUCUGGGUUCGGAGAGAGCUACAGCCUCUCUAACCCGUCCAUCCAUGCAGGUGAAGACAUUCCUCAGCCCACUAUCUUCAACGGCAAACUCAAGGGUUACCAACUCAAGGGCAUGAACUGGCUGGCCAACCUCUAUGAGCAGGGAAUCAAUGGAAUCCUGGCAGAUGAGAUGGGGCUGGGGAAGACCGUCCAGAGUAUCGCCCUUUUGGCACACUUAGCAGAGAGAGACAACAUCUGGGGUCCGUUCCUGAUCAUUUCUCCUGCAUCCACACUCAACAACUGGCAUCAGGAGUUCACCCGCUUUGUGCCCAAAUUCAAGGUGUUGCCAUACUGGGGGAAUCCACACGAUCGCAAGGUGAUUCGGAAAUUUUGGAGCCAGAAAACCCUUUACACGCAAAAUGCACCAUUCCAUGUGGUGAUCACAAGCUACCAGCUGGUGGUCCAGGACGUCAAGUACUUUCAGAGGGUCAAGUGGCAGUACAUGGUUCUGGAUGAGGCCCAGGCACUGAAGAGCAGCACCAGUGUUCGGUGGAAGAUCCUUCUGCAGUUCCAGUGUCGAAACCGACUGCUGCUCACCGGGACGCCCAUCCAGAACACGAUGGCUGAGCUGUGGGCCCUGCUGCACUUCAUCAUGCCCACGUUGUUCGAUUCCCAUGAAGAGUUUAACGAGUGGUUCUCCAAGGACAUCGAGAGCCACGCUGAAAACAAGUCCGCCAUAGACGAGAACCAACUUUCCAGACUGCACAUGAUCCUCAAGCCUUUCAUGCUGCGCAGAAUCAAGAAGGAUGUGGAAAACGAGCUGUCGGACAAGAUCGAGAUCCUGACCUACUGCCAGCUGACGUCCCGGCAGAGGUUGCUCUACCAGGCUCUGAGGAACAAGAUCUCCAUCGAGGAUCUGCUGCAGUCGUCUAUGGGCACGGCCCAGCAGUCCCACAGCACCACCUCGUCCCUCAUGAACCUGGUCAUGCAGUUCAGGAAGGUGUGUAACCACCCUGACUUGUUUGAGCGCCAGGAGACGCGCUCUCCUUUCCACAUGUCCCUUAAGCCCUACAUCAUGUCUAAGUUCCUCCACCGUCAUGGCCUCGUCCACGCACACAACCAGGCCAAAAACAAGUUACUUCAAGUGCUGUUGUCUCCCUUCUCUCCAAAUCACAUCCAGCAGUCUCUUUUUCACAGAAAAGGUGAUGACAAAGGAAGCUGUUUCUCCUUCCUGCGCUUCAUCGACGUGUCACCGGCUGAGAUGUCCAAUCUAAUGCUGCAAGGCACCUUAGCAAGAUGGUUAGCCCUUUUUCUGUCUCUCAAAGCGGCAUAUCGGCUACACCAUCAGCGUCUGUUUGGCCUUGAAGAAGAAGGUCAGGAGGACGCCAGACUCUCGCGGGUGGAGGGCGGGAGGUUACAGCCCAGGAGCAAGUGUCUGUCUCGCAAGGACCUCAUUUUGUGGCUGAACAGACCCACCAAUUUCGUGAACACGAACACCAGCCCUGUUCUACAGGUGAGAAACACACAACACACACGCACACUCAUACAAACAUCUACGUUCAAACCCCCCUUGAGUAGCCAUCUGCAGUGGAUGGUCUGUGCAGUCCAGCAUCACUCUUCGUGUCUUUUCUUUUUGGUUUCCAAGGUGACAGCAGUUCCGAUGGAGCGCUACUGUAACGACCGCAGUGCAGAGUACGAGUGGCGGGUGACACGCGGUGGAGGGGGCACAGUCUUUAAACAGUGUUUCCUCUACGGCUCCCCCGAACUUGCCUCAGACUGGCGUGUGAGGGCCAAUACCUUUCACCCACAAUGCCAUGGGGGUGUGAUGGCCCUCUACCCGCGACAUGGAUGGUCCUUCAUUCGCAUACCUGAUAAGGAGAGCCUGAUCACUGAAAGUGGCAAGCUCCACACCUUGGAUAUCCUGUUGAGUCGGCUAAAGGCCCAGGGACACAGAGUGCUCAUCUACUCCCAAAUGACCCGCAUGAUAGACCUGCUGGAGGAGUACAUGGUUUAUCGUAAGCACACCUACAUGCGCCUCGACGGAUCUUCCAAGAUUUCUGAGCGCAGAGACAUGGUGGCUGACUUCCAGAGCCGGACGGACAUCUUUGUUUUCCUGCUGAGUACGAGGGCUGGAGGGCUCGGCAUUAACCUGACUGCUGCGGACACCGUCAUCUUCUAUGACAGUGACUGGAACCCCACAGUGGACCAGCAGGCCAUGGACCGAGCUCACAGGCUGGGUCAGACCAAGCAGGUCACCGUCUAUCGCCUCAUCUGUCAGGGAUCCAUCGAGGAGAGGAUCCUGCAGCGGGCCAAGGAGAAAAGCGAGAUCCAAAGGGUGGUGAUCUCUGGAGGCAACUUCAAACCAGACACACUCAAACCCAAAGAGGUGGUGAGCCUGCUGUUGGACGACGAUGAGCUGGAGAAGAAAUUGCGUCAGAGACAGGAGGAGAAGAGGCAGCUGGAAGAAUGCAGCAAAGUGAAAGAGCGCAAGAGGAAGAGGGAGAAGUACGCAGAGAAGCAGAAGAAGAACAACGAGGAGUCCGAGGUCAAGAAGAAGAGGGAGGUGAACCUGGUCAUCUCUCACGCGCCCUCGGCAGACAACUCCAACCUCUCGGCAGACGGAGACGACUCCUUCAUCAGCGUGGAGAUGGACUCGGCCAUGCCCAGUCCCUUUAGUGAGAUCUCGCUGAGCAGCGAGCUCCAGCCCGGCUCGUUGCCCCCGGACGCCGACGCCGACGAGAGCAGCAGCGACAUGCUGGUCAUCGUGGACGAUCCGGUGUCCUCUGCACCGCAGUCUCGCACCACCAACUCGCCCUCCUCUGUGUCUGGAUCAGUCUCUGACAACAUGAACGGUGUUUCGGCCUCGGAAACAAUCAGUCCCGGCAGAGGCCGGUCCGGGCGGAGUCGAGGGCGGCCUAAAGGAUCAGGAGGCGGGGCCAAGUCUGGAGGGAAAGGACGUGGCCGCAAGUCGACGGCGGGCAGCGCGGCAGCCAUGGCGGGAGCGAUGGCGGGCGCGGCGGCUGCGUCUGCAGCAGCCUACGCUGCUUACGGUUACAGUGUUUCUAAAGGCCUCGCUGCGUCCAGUCCGCUGCAGCCUUCCCUGGGCCGGUCCGGUACCAGCCCCGCCUUCAACCCCAGCAGAAGCUCCUCCCCCCAGGCCAAAGGAGGCAACUCCACCCCGAGCCCCAACAAACAGCUGGCCCACGGCCACCACCACAGCAGCCACGGCACAGUCAGGAAAGGCAAGGGCCCCGGUGGUCCCGGGGCUCGAUAAUGCACUCAUACACGCUUGAAUGUGCACGCACGCGCACACACACACACACACACACACACACACACACACACAGAAAACUGACCUUCUCUCACUGUGAUCCCCACAGACGCCCUAUGCCUAAACUAAUAGGGAUUACAGUACAUAUAGUAACAGAGGCUCACUACCUAGAGGACCAUGCUGUGUCUGCUGGCUCAGCAUCUAAAAGGACUGUCUUCACACACACACACUCACACACACACACACACACACACACACACACAUCGAAGGUACAGUCCCUCGCAGCCUCUACAGUUCUUGGUUCCGUUUUUAUUUUAAUGUGUCCAGGUCAGUGGACAAAAUCUGCCUUGAAUGUUUUUGUUUGCAUUGUGACCAGAUUAUUUCCAAGUGCUUUUUGAGAUGACAGACCGUACUUUUUUAUUCACCGUGACAGGAAACUCUUUUGAUUUGCUACCCAGCUAUGAAGUUACAACAAAGACGUGAACCAACACAUGUAGCUUAAAGGGCUUUGAAAUUUUUGCCAGUUUAGGGAGGCAAAGGAGUUUCUGUCAAAUGCACUGAGCCACGUCUUCCCUUUUUUUUGGUGUUAAUUGAUCUCACACUCGUACAUUAGGUUAUUUAAUUGCCCUGUAGGUGUGCUCGGGCCAAACUGGUGGACAGUUCUGCAUUUCACAGAGCUUAAUGUGAACCCACACCUCUCCAACCCCCACUUUACCAAACAAUACGUCCACAGCUUUUCUACUAAAGCUCCUAUUUUUGUAAGAAAAGAUGCCAGUACCCAUACCAACAAGGCAGGUCUUAACAUUUUGAAAAAGACAUAUUUGUCCAUAAAAUGUAUUUCCCGUACAGACGGAAGUGUAAAUCGAUGAUAUAUUUUUUGUCCAAUGGGAAAAAUGAAUGAAUGGUUGAUGUGAAAAUGAUAAUUCAAAAUUAGGGGUACUGGUGGAUCUGGCUAUGCUGCUAACAGUACAUGUAUGAAUUCACUCAGAUUAAUUGGUUGUCUAUAUUUAAGUUAUUUGAGUUGUGUUAAAAUGGGCAAUUGAUGAUAAUUGUGAAUGGGGUAUUCAGCUGUAAAGCAGUGUAAAUUGUACUGAAGCCGUUUUUAUUUUUCAGAAAUUGUUUUUUUUUGUGUGUGUGACGAGGAGUCCGUGGUUCUCUUUGAUGUCAUUGAUGUUUUAGGAAGAAGAAGAAGAAAAAGUUAGCAUCAGUGUCCUAAAUUGAGCACUACGUCUGUUAUAGGUUUGUUUGUUUUGUGUUAAUAGUGUGAUUAAAAUACGAUGUUCUAUAUUGAUGUACAUAAUGAUGAGAGCGACAUUUCCUCUGGCUUUUCCCUCAUUUGCCUGUCUAUUUUUAUAGGUCAUGUGUACAUAUGAAGAAAAUGCAUCUGCCAUUUUACUAACAAGAGGAGCCAACAGAAAAUAAAAGUGCUAAAUUAGC
Molecule: messenger RNA, 6451 nt
Organism: Etheostoma cragini (Arkansas darter)
Lineage: Eukaryota; Metazoa; Chordata; Actinopteri; Perciformes; Percidae
Gene: ino80
Product: INO80 complex ATPase subunit
Exons: 37
Coding region: 293-5017 (1574 amino acids)
Biological process (GO): DNA repair; DNA-templated transcription; chromatin remodeling
Cellular component (GO): nucleus; Ino80 complex
Molecular function (GO): ATP-dependent chromatin remodeler activity; ATP binding; DNA binding
Source: RefSeq, a predicted model, not a curated record